GAGCGCGGGCCCUUCCCGCCGGGGGAGGAAAGGAGGCGUGCGGUGCUCCAUGGACGUACCGAGAGGGGCUGGACAGGGGGGUCUGGAAAGGAGCAGCGGCCGCCACGAACCCUCCCACUGCAUAGGCCAGUAGCCAAGUGGGACCUUCCACAAGGGACACUAGGAAAUCCGCACGCUUGUCAGCCCUGGAUGUUAACGUUUCUGGGGCACUUCCUGUCCUAGUGGGUUUGUCCCAAUAUCCUUGGCCAAAAUCAGUUCUCCCUAUUAUAUUAGUAGCAUUAAAGUGGUGCCUAAGAACCCCGUUCAUGGACUAGUACCUAAGUGUGCUAGGUGCUGUACAGACACAUCAGAAAGAUGGCCACUGCCUCAAAGAGUUUGCAGUUCCGAAUAUUGAAUCAUGUUUGUUCCAAGGUCUCUUAAAGUCAAGAGGAAUGCUGAUGAUGACCUGAGCUGUACAGCAAAAAUAAAAAAGUUGUCUUCUGGAGAACCCUCAUUAGUGGAGGCCACAGACGUAAGAGAUGUUAAGCCAACUAUAAAAGAUGCUUCUGCUUCAGGAUGUAAUUUAUAUAAAGCAGUACAAGAAUGCACAGAGCUACGAACUUUUCCAGAUUCAGACUUCCCCUUUGCUGAUGAAUCUUUGGGAAGGGACAACCAAAAUGUUGAUGAAGACAGUUCCUCUGUGGAUGAACCCAUUAAAUCUUUCAGCAAAUCCCAGCGCUGGGCAGAACCUGGAGAACCUAUAUGUGUUGUUUGUGGUCGUUAUGGUGAAUAUAUUUGUGAUAAAACAGAUGAAGAUGUUUGUAGUUUGGAAUGUAAAGCCAAACAUCUUUUACAAGCCCAAGAAAAAGAAGGGUUAAACUCUGACAGUCUUGUGAAAGUAGAAUCAAAACCAGAAACUCUUUUGCCUGUCACCCUUUAUACCUAUAAAGAACAUUCCUUUAUUUUAAGCCUGCAAGAUGACCAGAUCAAGAACCUUAAAUUGCAGUUAGGUAUUGUUGUCCAGGGCGAAGGAGUUACAAGACCUAUUAUAGAGUUUGAACACUGUGGUUUUCCUGAAACUUUAAACUAUAAUUUAAAGAAUUCAGGCUAUGAAGUUCCAACCCCUAUCCAGAUGCAGAUGAUUCCUGUUGGACUUUUGGGAAGGGAUAUUGUGGCCAGUGCAGACACAGGCUCAGGAAAAACUGCAGCCUUCCUGCUUCCAGUUAUUAUUAAAGCCUUGGAAGAGACUAAAACUCCAUCUGCACUUAUUCUGACACCAACAAGAGAGUUAGCAAUUCAGAUAGAGAGACAAGCUAAAGAGCUGAUGAUUGGUCUGCCAAACAUGAGAACAGUUCUUCUUGUAGGAGGUUUACCACUGCCACCCCAACUUCAUCGUCUGAAACAAACUGUUAAGGUUAUAAUAGCAACACCUGGAAGACUCCUAGAUAUCUUAAAACAAAGCUCUGUUCAGCUCCAUGGUAUUAAAAUUGUAGUCGUGGAUGAAGCUGAUACCAUGUUAAAGAUGGGCUUCCAGCAACAAGUGCUGGAUAUUUUGGAAAACACCUCCAGUGAUCGUCAGACCAUAUUGGUUUCAGCCACAAUACCAGUUGGCAUUGAGCAGCUGGCAAAUCAACUUCUGCAGAAUCCUGUGAGAAUAACCAUUGGAGAAAAGAAUCUGCCAUGUUCCAGUGUUCGCCAGAUUAUCUUGUGGGUAGAAGAACCGUCUAAAAAGAAAAAACUAUUUGAAAUAUUAAAUGAUAAGAAACUCUUCAAACCUCCAGUGUUGGUAUUUGUGGACUGCAAGCUAGGAGCAGAUCUUCUGAGUGAUGCUGUUCAUAAAAUCACAGGACUACAAUGCAUAUCCAUGCAUUCUGAUAAAUCACAAACUGAAAGAACAAAUAUAUUGCAGGGAUUAUUUCAGGAAAAAUAUGAAGUCGUAGUAAGCACUGGAGUCCUUGGGCGAGGACUUGACCUUGUCAGUGUCAAACUGGUAGUAAAUUUUGAUAUGCCCUCAAGCAUGGACGAAUAUGUACAUCAGGUUGGAAGAGCAGGAAGGCUGGGUCACAGUGGAACUGCAAUUACUUUUAUCAAUAACAACAGCAAGAAGCUUUUUUGGGAUGUUGUAAAGAGAGUAAAACCAACAGGCACAAUUCUUCCUCCACAGUUGCUAAACUCCCCUUAUCUUCAUGACCAAAAGAGAAAGGAACAACAGAAAGUUAAACAAUCACAGAAUAGUCUUGUAACAGGUGAUAAUCUUAUGGACAUUAUUAGAAAACAUGACAAAAGUAAUACUCAAAAGUAAUUAAUGGUAUUAUCUGUAUAAAUGUGUAAAUAUAAUGAAAGCACUGUAUUUCAGUAGUAAUUAAACGUGAAUUUAUAUCAUUG
This is a messenger RNA of Gopherus flavomarginatus (Mexican gopher tortoise), 2364 nucleotides long. It is a transcript of the gene DDX59, whose product is annotated as DEAD-box helicase 59. The transcript has 8 exons. Gene Ontology annotation, molecular function: ATP binding; RNA helicase activity; nucleic acid binding. The record is from RefSeq and is a predicted model, not a curated record. The coding region runs from base 398 to 2281 and encodes 627 amino acids. Lineage: Eukaryota; Metazoa; Chordata; Testudines; Testudinidae.